CGGCCGCAGCAGGAGCGAGAAAGAGAAAGGUCUUCCUGGGCUUGAAAUUGGGUCGAUGCUGGGGAUGCAGUGUGGACAUGGACGGGCUUUAUAUCGAAUCACGCUUUCUCGGUUCGGCAGCUGGUCGUCUUCUCUCCACAAAAGUUUCUACAUACGCAACGAGCCAGAAGAACAUCACCCCGACUCCUCAGGCAUCAACACCAUCACCACGUGAAGGAGAAUCACAACCGACGAGCAAAACGACGACCAACGCCGACGAGCAGCAAGCAUUGCUGGCUCAGCUGAGCGGCAACAGCUUCGAUGCACUUGUUUACCGCUCCCGCUCUAUUGUUCGAACGAUAGUAUGGACUCAAAUGCGAAACUUCGUGCGACGGCUGCUGUUCGGUCAACGCUACGCAGAUAUUUACUACCUGGACCACAGCGACUGUCCGUGGCUUCGAGGGCCCGACGCCAUCCCCGCCUCGGAUCGAACCGUGGUGACACAAGUUCUACGGAGCGGUUACUUGAGCCAGAUCUAUCCAGGUGUCAUAGUUCCUAACAUGAUUCUCGACAAGGUCAAUGGCAAUGCGGAUGCAGCACAGUUCCCAGAGCUACUGAAGCACUGCCGCAGCCUAGAAUUUCGUGUGCCUUGGCAGCCGGCCGUACAAGAAAAAAUCUAUCGUGGGGGUACUUCAUCUGCGGGAACCAGAAAGAAACGAAGGAGACGAGGUGGGUCAGUUACCACGACUGAUGGCGCCGGGAACAACGAUGAAAUAGAGGGAGGUGAGGGUGAAACCGAAGGUCAGGAACAAGCAGUGCCCAAGAAACCGCGAAAAAUGUCAAGUGCUUUCAUGCUAGCUCGAGCCCAAAUGUUUGAAAAACACGCCACGGUGCCGAAUAUUGAAGCAAUCAAGAGCAAAGCCGGUGCAUUAGAAAGACGGGAAGGUCCUUCUACAAAAUCUACCUCCAAAACCACGGAUGGUGCUGAAUCACCUGCUGCUUCGAGGCCUGCCGUUGAAGAAGAGGACACCUACCCGAAGAAAAGCACAUCUAAGAAAGUUGAGGCUGAAGCUAAAGGGACAAGGGACGAAGGCAGGAGCAGAACAUCUACAGUGGACGACUAUGCCUAUGGUAACCACGAUCAGAAUAAGAAGGCAAGUCCAACAAGAAGGGUUGGAGGAACAAAAAACGACCAAAAGACUGCAGAACAGGAUGAUCAUGAUGGUUUUCUGUCAGUCGAUGAGGAGGAAGAAGAGACACAGCUGCCACGAAGCGAAGAUCAUGCUCCACAUGUCGAUCCUCGAUACCAAGGCUUGUUCGCCGAAACGUCUACCGGCGCAGAAGUUGUUGUAUCUCCUGUAGCGCCACAGAAGACGAAUAAGAAGAUGAACAAUGCACGCUCUGAGGGUGAAGCUGCAUUCUUGGCUGAUCAAGCUGAUGAUGCGGCCAGGCAUCACCUGAUGGACGCAAUUGCAAUGUAUGGAGGUCAAGCUGAGUUUGAACGACCAACGCUAACUACGCAUGAAAUCUCUCCUAAAACAAGAGAUUCGAAACUCGAGCCACAUCGUUCUAAUAAGAACAACAAGAACAACACGGACCUUGUUCAUUCGAAUGCUUACGCUGUUGCAGCUGCAAGUGAAAAACAAGUCAUGAACAUGAAGAUGAAAAAUAAUGUGAGGACUCCUUCUCCCACUCCCACAGCCGAAGACUCUAUAUCCGUGCCUAAGCAUGAAUACGACAAGUUACUUGCCAGCCAUCAGAGGCUGCAGGCAGAACACAAGCAACUGCGAAGAGAGCGAGCUACGCAGACUAGAGUCCUAGCGCAAAUGACGCAAAUGUUGCGCGAAAUGGAGUACAAUUAUGAACAAGCCGCGGCCCUUUUGCGGGAGCUCCAGCAGAUGGAGCCUUCAUCCGCGGCGGUAUCACCAGACGCUUCGCCAGCGCUCCAGCAUUUGAUCACCCAUGCUUCUCGCUGCUCUAGUGGCGGUCGUGGUGCGCCGAAGACGACAUUUCAGAAUGCGAACCAGAAGCAGAACUUCUCACCUUCACCACGUAUAAAGGAUGUAACGACCCGGUCUACUGAAGUAGGCUUGUCUCCGGCUGAAGACGAAAGCCCACAUCAAUCUGUUAUGACAGUCGUCCAACCAGGUGGUGGUCCGACCUCACAGAACAACUCCACCUUCGUGUCUGAAAACAUACCAACAACCUCUCCACCUCCUGUUUACAACAGCGUGCGAUCUAGAACUCCGAUCGACAUUCUCAUCGAAUCACGGGCUAGAGAUCUGCGGGAACUAGCAGACUGUUUGUCAUUCGCAGUUGGUGGAACAAGUGGACGAGAAGAAUUCGGCGAAGGCGGAGUAGGAUAGCAUGGUAUACAAGAGUAACGAUCCGUUUCCGUCAUCCCCAGUGAGUUUCACGCCGACCGUUUUUGUCUAUUCUAUGUUAUGAAAAUGUAUCUUCACUAGAAGUAGCUUGUUGAUUACUAGCAAAAAGUCACCUCGUCCUACUUUGAAUUUAUUGAUGAAUUUCCGUAAUGCUUGCGUUGAGAUCGUUAUUGCUAAAUCUACUAUCAGUGACUACAAGAUUCUUGUCAAAAUUUCACUCGUGUGCUAAAGUCUUCUCUUGUGCUUUUUCUGGUUUGAACAGGAUUGCAGAGCUAAUAUGGUUUCCGGCCUAGAAAUAAAAAGUGUAAACUUUGCUACCAAAUAAGUUACCUUAGUUGAACAGGAACAGGAUGGCGGUCCGCCUGAGUAAGUACUUAGUAUGGUCUAAUAUUCAGGUAUUUCUUCUUUUGCUCGUGAGAAUGCAGACGAAGAUUUCUGAUUGAGCCAGUGCCAGUAUGACGAACGUGAAACCACCCCGCACCCUCGGGUGUGAUGUGCAUAUGUAAAGAGCUCGAUAUCGAUAACAAUGUUUUCCCUUUUGCGAGAAUCCUGCUCAGAUCAUCAACGAGG
Messenger RNA from Amoebophrya sp. A25, 2933 nucleotides. Lineage: Eukaryota; Dinophyceae; Syndiniales; Amoebophryaceae. The record is from the annotation of a GenBank genome assembly.